GAGAAGAGAGAGGGAGAAUACAGUCUGCAGUGCCAAGGAAAAAGGGCAGUGUGGGUGUCACUGGAGGACUGGACUUGGCAUCACGAGAUAUCAGGUUGGAUGGUGAAAAGCAUUUACCCAUCCACCCAGACAUUUGACAGAUCAUUCCUAUGUGGAGAGCAAAUAACACAGUGACUGCAGGCGGAAGGAGUAUCCUGAAGAUAAUAUCAAGUGUUGGAAGAGCUGAAUGAUGCUUUUACUCUCAAGAGAAAGAGUCCAGCAUCUUGGCGUUUAUGAUGAUAAAAGGGUGGUCUUAGCUGACACUCAAGUAUUCUGGAUGCACCUGCUGUCUCAUUUUCUCUAAACAAUUUUAAUUUGUACACUUGAUCUACGUGGAAAAUGAAUUUUGAUUAUCCCUCUCCUGGCUGCAGGAUGAGACUCCUUGUGGUCAAAUUAAUCCUGUUGUGGGCAUCUUCAGCUCUAGCGGGCAUCCCAGCUGUGCCUUGGAAGGUGCAGUGUCCAUCACAGUGUGUCUGUCAGAUACGUCCUUGGUACACUCCAAGAUCAGCCUACAGAGAGGCCAAUACAGUGGACUGCAAUGACCUUUUUGUCCCAUCUGUCCCAGAUGCUCUACCAGCUGGAACGCAUACACUUCUUCUUCAGAGCAACAAUAUUGCACGUCUAGAACAAGAGGAAAUAGGUUACCUGGAAAACCUGACAGAACUGGAUUUGUCUCAAAACAGUUUCUCCCAUAUUAGAGACUUUAACGCCAGGCACUUACCGAACCUUGUAAGCCUCCACCUUGAAGAGAAUCAAUUAGAAAACUUGCCAGACCAUAGCUUUUCUGGACUUGAGAGCAUUGAAGAAUUGUACCUAAAUCACAAUCAGUUGAGCGACAUAUCUCCCCGAGCAUUUUAUGGUCUGCAGCAUUUACUUCGUCUUCAUCUGAACUCAAAUCUACUGACAAGACUGAACAACCAGUGGUUUAAAGAAAUGCCAUCCCUUGAGGUCUUGAUGGUUGGUGGCAAUAAGGUUAGCUCAAUCCUAGACAUGAACUUUAAAGCACUUUCCAAUUUACGGAGUCUUGUUCUGGCAGGAAUGGGGCUGAAGGAGGUAUCAGACUUUGCAUUAGAAGGAUUAUUUAACUUAGAAAGUCUUUCUUUAUACGAUAACAAAUUAAUCAGAGUACCCAAAGGUGCUCUGCAGAGGGUGCCGAGCCUGAAGUUUUUGGAUUUGAAUAAGAAUCCACUAAGUAGAAUCCAGCAGAAAGACUUUGAAAAUAUGGCUCAGUUGAAGGAACUUGGAUUAAACAGCAUGGAAGAGCUAGUAUCUAUUGAUGAACUGGCAUUAGUGAACCUGCCAGAACUGACCAAGUUAGAAGUCACUAACAAUCCUAAGCUUUCUUUUAUCCAUCCCAGAGCCUUCCAGAAACUUCCACGCAUGGAAACAUUAAUGCUAAAUAACAAUGCUCUAAGUUCUUUACACAGAGAAACUGUGGAGUCACUGCCAAACCUACAGGAAAUUGCUAUGCAUGGAAAUCCUCUGAGAUGUGACUGUGUUAUCCGCUGGGUGAAUGCCACAGCCUCACAUGUGCGCUUUAUGGAACCCCAAUCCACACUCUGUGCUGAACCACCAGAAUUAAGACGCACACAAUUGAGAUCGGUCCCUUUUCGUGAGAUGAGUGACCGGUGUCUUCCCCUUAUUCCAGUACCAAGCUUUUCACCUCGUGUCAGGGCAUCCAGUGGACAAAGCAUAACCUUGCACUGCAGAGCACUUGCUGAGCCAGAGCCACAAAUUUACUGGGUCACCCCAUCUGGAGAGAGGCUAGGAGUUUCUGCAAACUGGGGGGGUUACAAAGUACAACAGGAAGGGACACUAGAAAUACAGGUGGUGUCAUCUGCCCAUGCUGGGGUAUAUACCUGUGUAGCACAGAAUCUAGUAGGAGCAGAUUACAAAAGUGUUCACCUAAUGGUCAACCAAUUAUACCCAGCUAGAGAUGAUCCUGUCCAACUUCAUGUAGGAGAAGUGGGUGAGCGUCAUUUAUUGCUAUCUUGGGUCCCACCUCUUAAUGCACUUGGAUGUAGCCUGCGCUGGAGUUGUCUAACACCAGGUGCCAGUGUUGAACGUGCAAGGCUCCCUGUUGGCCUGAAUUCAUACAAUGUCACAAGACUACUUCCUGGAGAGGAAUGCAGGGUAUGCCUACGAGUCUCCAUUCUUGGGGGCAGAGUGAGAACGGCUUGUGCUAGUGCCAGGACUAGGGAGACUGGCACAGGUUACAAACAUAGAGGACAAAAAGCACUAACUGCACUAGCUUUCUGCUCAUUGCUGGUUGUGAUUGGGUUACUUGCCCGUUACCGUCCAGGUGGCAGGUCAGACCCUUCAUCACCAUGGUCUCUCUCUGGUAGAGUAAUUUACCCUCCAGUUAUACACCAAUGGAACCAGAACAAAAAAGAAGAGCAUUUGUCAGGCAUCAAUGUGCCAGCUACUCCUUUGUGCUAAGGAACUUUUGCCUAUGUUGUUUCAGAUAGACUUUGGAGAGUAGUGCCUUGGAAGGGAUCCAAAAGUGAGAGAAUGCCUUAAAGAACACAGGCAGACAGGCGAAGAGACAAAGUCAAUAUGUGGGCACAGAGAUGUUAGUAGAAACAAGUGCAGACUAAUACACAAGAACAUUUAUGUACCAGAAAAUCUGAAAACCCAGUGUACACUCACACAGAUGUGUAAAUGCACAAUUGAAGAAAGAGUCCCUAAACACCUGCAAAGAAUAAAAGAUGUAAAAAAAUACAGAAAACGUACGCAAACAUUUUACAAGCAUGGAAGGACACGCUCAGUAUCAGUCUUACAGCUAACACACAUAUUGCAUUUUUGUAAAGAGAACAGAAGCCUAACGUCAUGUUAAAUCACAAAAUGAUACAAAAGGUGUAUAGUUAUGUAAAUGCUACACAAUGCUGUGAAUCUAUUGCUGUGCAGUUACUUCCCCUCGAACUUGCAGCUCAUUACACUGGGUUAUCAUUUUGCUAAUUUUCUAUAGAUGGAGUACAGUCUCAGUAUAGCCCAUGCCAGAACUACAACUUAAAAAUUAUAUAAAAAAAUCUACAAAAAAAAAAAAAACAA
Molecule: messenger RNA, 3090 nt
Organism: Hyla sarda
Lineage: Eukaryota; Metazoa; Chordata; Amphibia; Anura; Hylidae
Gene: LRRN2
Product: leucine rich repeat neuronal 2
Exons: 2
Coding region: 379-2478 (699 amino acids)
Molecular function (GO): protein binding
Source: RefSeq, a predicted model, not a curated record